Molecule: messenger RNA, 1411 nt
Organism: Archocentrus centrarchus (flier cichlid)
Lineage: Eukaryota; Metazoa; Chordata; Actinopteri; Cichliformes; Cichlidae
Gene: chad
Product: chondroadherin
Exons: 4
Coding region: 146-1237 (363 amino acids)
Molecular function (GO): protein binding
Source: RefSeq, a predicted model, not a curated record
CUCCACUCUCCUCCUCUGUCCGGCUGUUUCUAAGCACAAACACAAACAGGAUCAACCUUUCGCCUUUCCUCUGCACACAUUUCUGCUGCUCUGACUCUUAUUGAAGGAUCUCACUGAUCUGACUUACAUUUACAAGCUUUUCAGGAUGCGCUGUGUGAACUGGUUGCUGCUGUGGACUUUCCUCCUGGUUCUGGGCCCUGCAGUGCAGGGAGCACCGAGCCAGUGCCCGAGCCUGUGCCACUGCCACGGUGACCUCCAGCACGUCAUAUGUGACAGCGUGGGGCUGAAGAAGAUCCCUCGGGUGUCAGAGGCCACCCGUUUGCUGAAUCUGCAGAGGAACAACUUGGGCGGCAUACCCACAGGGGCCUUUAGUGAAAGCAAGGGACUCAUCUCUCUGCACAUGCAGCACUGCCAGCUCAGAGAGAUCGGACCCCAGGCCUUCAAGGGGCUGAAUAAGCUCAUCUACCUCUACCUGUCCAACAAUGAGAUCAGCACCAUCAAACCUGGUGCCUUUGAGGAUCUCACAGAGCUCACCUACCUCUACCUAGACAGCAACCAGAUCAGUGACCUGCCGAAGGGCAUCUUCUCCCCGAUGAUCAACCUGUUCAUCCUGCAGCUCAACAACAACAAGCUGCGGGAGCUGCGUCAGGGCACCUUCACAGGUGCCAAGGACCUGCGCUGGCUGCACAUGAGCAGCAACGAUCUGACGACACUGCAUCCGGGUUCCCUGGACGAUGUGGAGAACCUCGCCGUACUUCACCUGGACAGCAACAAGAUGUCCACCUAUCCCAGCCUGGCAAUGAGCAAACUGCGGGUGGUGGAAGAGUUCACACUGGGGAAGAACCCCAUGAGGACCAUCCCUGACAAUGCCUUCCAGAGCUUUGGGCGAUACAUGGAGAAACUACACCUGGAUAACAUGGGUCUGGAGAAGCUCUCCGAUGGUGCCUUUACUGGUGUGACGGCAGUUAAGUCACUUCACCUGGACAACAACAGGCUAAAGUCACUUCCCAAAAGCCUCCAGUUCAAUAGCAUCACCAACCUGACCCUCUCCAACAACCCGUGGAACUGCACCUGCCAACUAGCUCCACUGCGCAGGUGGAUGGAUUCUAGUCCAAACCGCCCAGAUGCAGUAUGCGCAUCUCCAAAUCAGCAUAAGGGCAAGCAAGUGAGAGACGUCACGGAUAUCAGACGCUGCAAAUUGAAGCCAAAGAAGGCCAGGAAGGGCCCCCGCCAAUGAACUGGCAGCCCACAGGAGAGGCCGAGCAGGAGCACGUCCAGGUGACCGGCUACAGUAACAGCAACGCUAACAGAUUCUACUUAAAGACUCUCCAUCUAUUCAUCUGCACAGACACACAUCUGUUCAUACACAUGCCCUCUGUCUGUCUCAGUUACACACAAACACACAUGGACC